Rotaria sordida is the source of this 2139-nucleotide messenger RNA. NCBI's taxonomy places the organism in Eukaryota, Metazoa, Rotifera, Eurotatoria, Philodinida, Philodinidae. The record is from the annotation of a GenBank genome assembly.
AUGAAGGCAUAUGUAUUACCAGAUAGUGGUGCACGUUAUGAACCACCUCAACAAGGUCUUCAUCGAAAACGAUUUUGUACAGAUAUUCCAUGUUGUUUAAUCUUUCUUAUAUUUAUCAUUGUAUUUAUUAUUUUAAGCAUUUUUGCAUUUAAAGAAGGCAUUCAAGGAAAUCUUUGUGGUACAGGCAUUUUUCUUGAUCGACCAUAUUUAUAUUUUUUUGAUUGGACACAAUGUAUCAAAGCAUUUAAUAUUCCAACUAAUAUAUUAAAAGGUCGUCCAUUUAUUUGUCCAACAACACAAGUUUGUGUUCAACAAUGUCCAAAUAAAACAUCUUAUUAUAAAUUUCAAAAUUAUUAUACAAAUCGAAUAUGUACAUAUGAUGUGGAUACAACAGACAAUGACAAUGAAAAAUUAGUCAAUGAUGGAAAAUGUGCAGUAUAUAUCAUAGCUAGUAAACCACUUUUUGGUCGAUGUAUUCCCGAACAAAUACAAAGUUUAACAAAUAGUAUAAUUCAAGCGACCGAUACUAAUGGUGUAAAUCAGACUGUGUAUGAUUCAAAUAGACAACCAUUAAAUGGUACAAAUCUUGCACAGGGUGUAAAAUAUUUGGUUGAUUUAUUGAAUUUAAAACAAAUUGGAGUAUUUCUUAUUGAAGAUUUUAUAAUAUCAUGGAAAUAUAUUUUAAUUGCUUUAACUUUUGCUGCAAUUGUAUCUUUUGUAUGGAUUGUAUUAAUGCGUUGGCUUGCUAAACCAAUUGUUUGGCUUGGAAUACUAUUAUUCAUUUUUUUAUUAGGUAUUGUAACUGGUUUAUCAUUUUAUGAAUUUACUCAACUUCGUCAAAAGAAUGAUAAUCAAAUAAUUACUGAAUUUAAAUUUGUUACUGAUGCUAAUUAUUAUCGAAAUUUACCAAUAACAUGGUUAAUUAUUGGUAUUAUAUCGGGUCUUCUUCUUAUCAUAUCAAUAUUGAUUCUUUUAGCAAUACUUAAACGUUUACGAAUUGCUUUAGCUAUUCUUAAAGAAGCAUCAAAAGCUGUUGGUUAUAAUUUUUUUAGUCUUUUUUGGCCAUUUAUUCCAUUUUUAUUACAAAUUGGAGUCUUUUUUUAUUGGGCUAUUGUUGCCAUUUAUUUAGCAACAUCAGGAAAACCUAUUUAUCGUAUAACAUAUAAUAACAUAACAGCAAAUACAACAAAUUUAUUAUUAGGUGAAAUAUGUGAUCCAAAUAAAUGGAAUAAUACUAAUGAAUCGAAUUAUACAUGUGUUUUUUGGCAAUAUGGUUAUGAUCCACAAGUAGAUUUAGAUAGUAUUCUUAAUGGUACUGGUAAUCAUUUUAAAUCAUUUAUUAGUUUUGUUAAUCAGCAUCAAUGGAUUCCACAAAUGUUUUCAGCUUUUAUGUUAUUUUGGUUAACAGCUUUUGUUAUUGGAUUUAGUCAAUUAGUUCUUGCUGGUAUUUAUGCACGUUAUUAUUGGGAUCGUGAACGUUUUGGUGUUCCAUGUUCAUCUUUAUGUGCAUCACUUUUUCGUGCACUUGUAUUUCAUCUUGGUACAAUAGCAUUUGGUUCAUUAAUAAUAGCAAUAGUUAAACUUAUUCGUAGUAUACUUGAAUAUAUAGAAGAAAAAGUUAAAGAUAAAACUGGCACUAUUGCUCGUUGUCUAUUCUGUUGUUGUCGUUGUUGUUUAUUUUGUUUGGAAAAAUUUUUAAAAUUUCUUAAUCGUAAUGCUUAUAUUAUAACAGCUAUUUAUGGAACAGGAUUUUUUACAUCGGCACGACGUGCUUUUCAUUUAAUUGUAUCAAAUCCUCUUCGUUUACUUGUUAUUGAUAAAGUAUGUGAUUUUUUAAUAUUUCUUGGUAAAUUAUGUAUUACAGUUGGUAUUGGUAUUCUUGCUUUUUUCUUUUUUACACAUCGAAUUGCACAAGCAGAAAAAUAUGUACCAGAAUUACGAUAUUAUUUUGUACCAUUAUUAUUAAUUAUUAUUGGUACAUAUAUUAUUGCAACAUGUUUCUUUUCAGUUUAUUCAAUGGCUGUUGAUACAUUAUUUAUAUGUGCAAUACAAGACAUACAAUUACAAGAAAAUAAUACCAAUCAUGAAUUAGUAAUGCCAAAAGGAUUGAGAAAAGUAUUUCGAAAAAAAAAUAACUAA